Molecule: messenger RNA, 4347 nt
Organism: Gadus morhua (Atlantic cod)
Lineage: Eukaryota; Metazoa; Chordata; Actinopteri; Gadiformes; Gadidae
Product: phosphatidylinositol 3,4,5-trisphosphate 3-phosphatase and dual-specificity protein phosphatase PTEN
Exons: 10
Coding region: 917-2374 (485 amino acids)
Biological process (GO): negative regulation of cell population proliferation; cell motility; regulation of phosphatidylinositol 3-kinase/protein kinase B signal transduction
Cellular component (GO): plasma membrane; cell projection; cytosol
Molecular function (GO): protein tyrosine phosphatase activity; inositol-1,3,4,5-tetrakisphosphate 3-phosphatase activity; phosphatidylinositol-3,4-bisphosphate 3-phosphatase activity
Source: RefSeq, a predicted model, not a curated record
UGUACAUUUUUAACCAAAAAAGAUUGACGUCACCUGUGGCAAAUUUAAUACUCUACAUUUAAAUAUCAAAAUGCAACAUUUUCUAUCUAAUAUUGUGUGUUAAUAGCAGGAUGGAGUAGGACUAUUUGUUGGAAGGCGGUAGGAUAUGCGCUAUAGAAGCCUAGCCUGCUCUAUCUUCUUUUUUCCUCUAGUGGAGGCCGUGAUGGGAGCCUGAGAGUCCCGCCGCAGAGACCCAAGAAACGAUGAUUCCCCGGGACCGAACUGUCAAAUCGAAUCGCUGCAGAUCUGUAAAACGUGUAUAGUUCAAUAUACAUUCAAGGUGGAGCCUGUCACUUAUUUUUCCAGAUGUGUUUUUGGCGAUCUUUCGACUAUAAUGUUGGUUCGCUAGGAGGCUUUUGGGUCAGAAAGGAGCCGUAGCUAUUGUCGCUAGCUAGCUUUGCUAGCUAGCUGGUAAGCUAGCGCGCUAGCCGAGUCAGGCGUAAACUGGACACGGGCUCUGGGACCGGUGAAUUUUGCACUUCGCUGUCAAUCACAGCAGCAACAAUUAAGCUAUCCUGUGGGGACCGAGACCGACCUUUUUAAAGCCGUUUCACUCGGGGGAGAAGUGCAUGCAUUGUGUGCGGGACUUCUGCCAGACUGAAUUCGGAAUUGGAAAAAAGUGGGGCCUGCGCUGAGGAGCAGAGCAAGGCCCGUCUUUAUGAUCAGAAGAAACCCUUCUAAUCCCACACAGGACCACCGCUAGCGCCGCUAGCCUGUUCGUCUUUGCGAGGACCUGCAAACAUUCAGCCCUCGCAGCGAUCGACCGACCGACAGCAAAAGCCAUCUCUGGGUUCGAGUUGAAAAAACGGACGACGAACCUUUGAUAACUCUCCUUUUAAUUUUUAAAAUCAUACAGACUCCAGUGCGUUGACACACAAUGGCCGCGAUUAUCAAAGAAAUGGUCAGCCGAAACAAAAGGAGAUACCAGGAGGACGGCUUCGAUCUGGACUUGACGUAUAUAUAUCCAAACAUCAUAGCUAUGGGCUUUCCUGCAGAGAGACUUGAAGGCGUUUACAGAAACAAUAUAGACGAUGUAGUACGGUUUCUUGAUUCGAAACAUAAAAACCAUUAUAAAAUCUACAACCUCUGUGCAGAACGACAUUAUGAUGCUGCCAAAUUUAACUGCAGAGUUGCACAGUAUCCCUUCGAAGACCACAACCCGCCCCAGCUGGAGCUGAUCAAGCCCUUCUGCGAGGACCUGGACCAGUGGCUGAGCGAAGACGACAAUCAUGUGGCCGCCAUCCACUGCAAGGCGGGCAAGGGCCGCACGGGCGUAAUGAUCUGUGCCUACCUGCUGCACCGCGGCAAGUUCGAGGAGGCCCAGGAGGCGCUGGACUUCUACGGCGAGGUCCGGACGAGGGACAAGAAGGGAGUGACGAUCCCGAGCCAGCGACGCUACGUCUACUACUAUAGCUUUCUGCUGAGGAACCACCUGGACUACAAGCCCGUGGCCCUACUCUUCCACAAGAUGGUGUUUGAGACCCUGCCCAUGUACAGCAGCGGCACCUGCAGGGACAGUUCUGUUAAAAACCGGAGCGAGCAGAUCCCGCAGGGCUUCAAGAAAGGGAAUUGGCACUGGGACCCCCAGUUUGUGGUGUACCAGCUCAAGGUGAAGAUCCACACCUCCAACCCUGCUCACACGCGGCGCGAGGACAAGCACAUGAUGUUUGAGUUCCCCCAGCCGCUGCCCGUCUGCGGGGACAUCAAGGUGGAGUUCUUCCACAAACAGAAUAAGAUGAUGAAAAAGGAUAAAAUGUUCCAUUUUUGGGUCAACACCUUUUUCAUCCCGGGGCCGGAGGAGAGCGAGGAGAAGGUGGAGAACGGGACUGUGGGGAACGACCUGGACGGCCUGGUGCCCCAGCAGGCCGGGCUGGGCCUGGGCCAGGUCCCGGUCCCGGUCCCGGUCCCGGUCCCGGUCCAGAUCCCCGCCGUUGCAGCUCCGCUCCCGGGUCCUCUUCAGGGCCUGCUGCAGGGGCCACUCCAGGGCCUGCUGCAGGGUCCGCUCCAGGGAAUAGGUCCCGGUCCGCCCCAGACCGGGGAGCGUCGGGACAGCGAGAGGGACUACCUCAUCCUGGCGCUGACUAAGAAUGACCUAGACAAGGCCAACAAGGAUAAAGCUAACCGAUACUUCUCACCAAACUUCAAGCAGGUGAAGUUGUACUUCACCAAGACGGCGGAGGAGCCGUCGAAUUCUGACGCGAGCACUUCUACGUCGGUCACCCCCGACGUCAGUGACAAUGAGCCGGACCAUUACCGGUACUCCGACACCACAGACUCGGACCCGGAGAAUGAACCUUUUGACGAGGAGCAACACACGCAGAUCACGAAAGUGUGAACGUUUCUGUUUUUUUUGUUUUUGUCUUGUUUUUUAAAACGGGAAGAGAAGAAAAUUGUGUACCGGAGAGAGGAGGAAAAAAGGAAAAAAAACUUGAAUACAAACUGAAAAGAACCAUUUCUCUUUGAGUCCCGAACCUUCCCCGUACGGCAAUAGAUUAUCAUCAUGUCCAAUGCCAAUUUUAGGGAAAUCAAAAGAUGAAUAUCCUGACCAAUAUAUUGUUUUUAUUUUUUAAUUUUUCUCUUUUGGCACGGCCGUGCGAGAUAUUGACACUGUCGCCCCGUGGGAAAAGGUGCUGUAGCUCUAAAAAAAAAAAAACGAAACGUGUUUAUAUAUAAGUAUAUACAUAUGUGUAUGUAUAUACGUAUAUACAUGCAUUAUAUAUAUUAACUUUUUUGUGUCAAAGACAAUGGAAAGAAUACCACAAUCAGGAGACGGGGUGUGUUGAAGUGUGGGAGAAGUAAGAAUGAUAUACUAGGAAUAUGCUGCUCCUUCUCCUGUCUAAACCAAGGCCAGUGCUGCAGUCACUUUUGUUUUCCUCCCACCCCCACUCUCCCCCUUCACCCACCUCACCUUUGACCUCCCACCCCUUACCUUUAACCUCCCUCCUUGCCUUUCUUCCUCUCCUUCCACUCACUCCACUCCCCCCCUCUGUCCCUCCUCCCAUUGAUGGUCACCCAUCUCCAGUGUUGGGGAGUAACGGAAUACAUGUACCGGCGUUGCGUAUUCAGAAUAAAAAUUAUAGCUAACUGUAUUCCGUUAGUUACAAUUUAAAUUGUUGGUAAAUUAGAAUAGUUACAUUGUUGAAAUCAAUGGAUUACAUAAAGAUACUUCUGUUUCAGCAGUUUAUUCGAGCUUUCACACAAACAGCAUUUAGUGCGCCCUAAACGAGUUUGGUCCCUUGGUUCUGUGCGUUGGUGUGAAUGCAACCACCUCACUUCGAUGCGAACCAAAUCAGCCGACCGAGACCUCCCUGAACAGCUGGUCUCCAAACAAACCCUGGUAAGGUUCGCUUGAGAUGUGAAGGCGAACAAACCUCGGUCCGAUCCAGUUCUACAAAGCAUAUGCCUCUUUGGACGUAACGGGCACCCGCUCAGCCGUGCGCAUUAUGGGAAUUAUUGUUUGGUUAGCGGUAACUCCAAAUUGUCGGACCGUCUGGGAAUUUGGACAGACACCCACAUAAAACAUAUGCUGGAAAACACACGUAAAAAUGUCGAUGCAUUUAACACAUUCAGCACCAGGAUGAGGGAGAAGGAGUUCGACCGGUCCACUACUGUAUAAAACAAAUCAAUAUCACGAGUGCAGCCCGCAGAAGAACACCAGAAUAGGCCUGUUUAGUAAGCAGGAUUUGAUGCCGCAUUCCUACACUUAUAAAAUGCAAUACAAUGUGGAAGUAAUCCAAGUGUUCAGAAUAGAAUACUCUUGAGUGAAACGGUAUAAGUUGCAUAUUACAUUUUUGGGUAUGUAAUAUGUAUCCUUCCCAACACUGCCCAUCCCUUGCUCCUCUUAUCUUCCCUCCUUCCUCUCCCCUCUUUCCUCUCCUUCCUCCUCCUCUACUGUGAAUGCUUCUCGUGCUCUUGGCAGGCUGUCCCACGUGACGCGUGGUCACUGCAGUGCAAACUGCAUGCGGGUGGUGGGCUGGGGGGCGGGCGGGGGAGGCGGGAGGGACAGUGGUGGUCAGGGGUCAUAAAGAGGCUGUGAUGAUGUUUCAAAGCAUUGCCAUUCCUUUCCCCCACCCCCACUGUGUAUACGUUUAAAUUAUGCAGAACAAGGCAUCCCCAUGUAAUUGUCAAUGUUUUUUUUAUCAUAAGAUAAUAAAAAAAAAUAUAAUACACAACCGCAGGGAGACAAGUGUUUGCAAUAAUGUCAACACUACAUUUAAAGGACAAUAGUGGUGUGCAUGUAUUGGAAUUGGCGUCCAUCCCUAAUAAAUGUAUGCAAUGUUGUCUUUUCUUAAAGAAAACUGGCCUUGA